AUGGCCAUCACGCCUUCGAAGCCAAUCUUCUGCGCGACCCACCCCAGGGCCUGCUCAACAGCCUUUGAGAGAGUGUUUAUGAGCCGCCGGGACAAGCUGGCGUGUGUACAUGAGCCUUUUGGCGAUGCGUUCUAUUAUGGCCCUGAGCGGACUGGUGAGCGUUUCGAGAACGACGCUGAGGGCAGAGAGAAGUCUGGCUUCGCCGAGACGACGUAUGCCGAUGUUCUGAGGCAAAUCGAGGAGGCCGGCAAAGAUAAGCGCGCCUUCAUCAAGGAUAUGGCUUACUACAUCAUCCCGCCCAACCAGCAAAAAGCCUCCAUCGUCCCGUCCGCCGGCAACACGGCCGAGCCCACCAACCCCACCGUCCUGCCCUUGAGCAUCCUCCGCAAGUUCCAGUGGACGUUCCUCAUCCGCCACCCGCGCCGCUCCAUCCCCUCGUACUACCGCUGCACCCAGCCGCCCCUGGACGCCGUGACGGGCUGGACAAACUUCAACCCGUCCGAGGCCGGUUACGAAGAGCUCCGCCGUCUCUUUGAUUACCUCAUUCGUGAGCGCAUCGUCGACGAGAAGGACUUGUUGGUCGUCGACGCUGAUGACAUGCUUGACGACCCCGAGGCUGUCAUCCGCGCCUACUGUGCCCACGUUGGCCUCGACUUCACCGACAACAUGCUUAACUGGACCGAUGAGGACACCAAGGUCGCCCAGGAGAAGUUUGCAAAGUGGAACGGCUGGCACGAUGAUGCCAUUGGCAGCACGUCGCUCAAGCCGCGCGACAAGAAGCAUACACUAGUGUGGGGUAUAUUUCGCAGCAUGCUAAUUCCCCGCGAGAAAAAGGUCAUCACCCGUGAGUCCGAAGAGGCUGAAUGGCUCAAGAAGUACGGCGAGAAGGGUCUCAAGGAGAUCCGCGAGUGCGUCGAUGCCAACGUCAAGGAUUACGAGUACCUCAAGAAGUUUGCCAUUCAGAUCUAA
Molecule: messenger RNA, 969 nt
Organism: Colletotrichum paranaense
Lineage: Eukaryota; Fungi; Ascomycota; Sordariomycetes; Glomerellales; Glomerellaceae
Exons: 4
Coding region: 1-969 (322 amino acids)
Source: RefSeq, a predicted model, not a curated record